Molecule: messenger RNA, 397 nt
Organism: Drosophila ficusphila
Lineage: Eukaryota; Metazoa; Arthropoda; Insecta; Diptera; Drosophilidae
Product: 5-hydroxyisourate hydrolase
Exons: 1
Coding region: 28-369 (113 amino acids)
Biological process (GO): purine nucleobase metabolic process
Molecular function (GO): hydroxyisourate hydrolase activity
Source: RefSeq, a predicted model, not a curated record
AUCUUCAGUCUUCGGAUUGCUCUCAGAAUGGACGCACGCAAAUUUUCUACUCAUAUACUGGACACUUCCGUUGGCAAGGCGGCCGGCAGUGUCAGAGUAACAGUUUCCCGGUUGGAUGAGAUCCAGGAGUGGAAACCCCUUCGGGCGGCACAAACUGAUGCGGAUGGUCGUUGCCUUCUCUUGGAGCCUGGUCAAUUUCCGAGUGGGAUCUACAAGCUUACCUUUCAUGUGGGAGCCUAUUUCGCGGAGCGGAAUGUCAACACUCUGUAUCCAGUUAUUGACAUAAUUGUGGACUGCAGUGAAAAUCAACACUAUCAUAUUCCUUUGUUACUGAACCCCUUUGGUUAUUCUACUUAUCGUGGAACUUAAUCGAAACAAAUAAAUGCAUAAAAUGGAA